Symbiodinium natans is the source of this 549-nucleotide messenger RNA. NCBI's taxonomy places the organism in Eukaryota, Dinophyceae, Suessiales, Symbiodiniaceae. The record is from the annotation of a GenBank genome assembly.
AUGGAUGACAGGCCUCCAGCUAUGGAGAUGGAGCAGAUUGAGACAUCCAAGCUCCCUUACAUUUUGGUCUCCCUUUGUGGCUGUGGUUGGGUCGUCCUUUGCUUCGCCUUUACAUCAGCAUCUUUCAUGCAGGAUGAGCCGGUGAGCUUCGGCAAGCUCGUUCUGGGAAUCGUUUGGUGCUUUGUCUUGGGUUGUACGGCUGUGUCAGCAUUGGUCUUCGUUCGUGCACCGAAGCUCAAGCUUGGGCGCGAGUUUGUUUGGGCACACGUGGACUUAGACAAGCUCGGCGAAGCUACACCACAGUUUAACGUUGUCCGCCUAGAACCUGGAGCAUGCAAGCCUUGUUUAGAGCGAAAAGCCAGCCCAGCGUGGACAAAACCAUACCCGCAGAAGACGUGCCUUUGCUGCCUGGAAGAUUUCCAGUCGCAGGAUACGAUGGCCCUGCUUCCUUGCGGUCACGUUUACCACGAGAGCUGCCUUGUGGACUGGUUCUCGACCCGGAAGACGCAAGGCACCUGUCCACUUUGUCGUUACAGCACAAUCGUCUAA